AGUCAAUCCAAACUAUUAGUCACAAUUGCUAAGUUCCAACUUCUAGGCAUUUGCUCUUCCAAAUAUGUCAGGAGCGCAUGGGCCGUACUCAUUCAAGCACGUGUUUUCGUUCGUUCAUAUUCCCCCCUUGCCUAGCAGGAAUUCUUCUACCAUUGACCCUGGCCUUGCCGCGGUGGCUAUUGGCUAAAUGUUGGUAGUUUAAGCUCUAAGUAUACCUGCACACGCAAAUUUUGGGAAGUAACACGCCGCUUUCUUUCAGAUCCCAUUGUUCAAUUAAACUUUGUACGCUGCGAACCCCCUCCUUCUUGCCCAUUCAACACCCUCCCCAGAUCCACCACCUGGAUCCAACUCACAAGGCACCUGCAAAAUGUCUCCGCAGCAAAUACCACACAAGCUCUUCAUCCAAAUGUCAGGCGCGCCGGGUUCUGGGAAGAGCACGAUGGCAAGACUACUCGGACGCUCCAUUGGCGGAGUUGUCAUUGACCACGACGUCCUCAGGUCCGCUUUUCUCGAAUCUGGCCUUCCGUUCGACCAGGCGGCAACGCACGCAUACCAGCUGCAGUGGAUGCUAGCUCAAGACUUAAUAGAGCAGGGUCUUUGCGUUGUCGUCGACAGCACCUGCAAUUUCCAGGAGGUUCUCGACAACGGGUCCGCAAUUGCCGAUAAACACGGCUACACGUACUGGUAUGUGGAAUGCAAGGUUCAAGACGUCGACUUAUUGGACCGACGGUUGCGCGCUCGAAACCCGAUGACGAGUCAGCGAACUAGCGUCGAUUGUCCUCCUGCUGCAGCAGCAAACGGUGCUCGUAAAGGCGAUGACUCUCGAGCCCUCUUCAAGAGGUGGAUUGAGAAUCCAUACCGCCCAAAAUUCAAUGUUGUCACUGUAGACUCCACGCAAGACCCGGAGACGCUCCGAGACCAUGUCCUGAAGCAGAUUAUCGAUUAACUCUUGUGGCAUGGGCAGGGAAGCUGGUUUCAAUCCUAGGUAGCGCGUACUUACUUGGUCCUUGUUAAGCACUAGGCGACCAUCAAUUAGGUGUCAAUACUCAGGCACAUCAUCUUGAGCACGACGUGAUUCUUUCUAUACAUAUCUUAGGUAUGAGAAAUAUGGUCGAUCUGCUGUUGGUCUGUUGGGCUAUCAAGAUCUUGGACCAGCGUAAAAUGGUCGGGUCAUACCAACGGAUGAGUCGAAUUGCACGUAAAGAUCAUGAUCCGCUCCGAAGCAGUCCAUUUCAUCUCUGCCGCGAAGAGUCAUAAAUGUGUCGAGUAA
This is a messenger RNA of Truncatella angustata, 1270 nucleotides long. RefSeq names its product P-loop containing nucleoside triphosphate hydrolase protein. NCBI's taxonomy places the organism in Eukaryota, Fungi, Ascomycota, Sordariomycetes, Amphisphaeriales, Sporocadaceae. The record is from RefSeq and is a predicted model, not a curated record. The transcript has a single exon. Bases 368 to 946 code for a protein of 192 amino acids.